This is a messenger RNA of Cataglyphis hispanica, 2180 nucleotides long. RefSeq lists its product as uncharacterized. Lineage: Eukaryota; Metazoa; Arthropoda; Insecta; Hymenoptera; Formicidae. The coding region runs from base 153 to 641 and encodes 162 amino acids. Gene Ontology annotation, molecular function: protein binding. The record is from RefSeq and is a predicted model, not a curated record. The transcript has 3 exons.
CUAGCAUCGACAUGCAACUCGUUAGUUCGGGCUAGGAGGUGAUAUAAAGGCGUACCGGGAUCCGUCUUGAUCCGAUUUGUUGCUUGUAACACGAAAAGAUCAGCUUAAUUUAGCGGGAAGUCCCCGUCGCUGCCACACCACAUUUUACCAUCAUGGUGGUGUGGGCGGUGCUGAUAUUGGCAGUGGUCGCGUUGACCGAUGCAGCGGUACCAGAUCCACCGGAAAAUUCUGGUAUCACUACAGUCGGCUCCAAGAAAUUGGCAACUGCCGCCGACUGCGCCGGAGUCGUCGCCUUCUCUGCCACUCAAGGCUCGGUGAACGAAGCUAAACUCGUUCUCGCCGAGACUCUGGUGGACAAAGGAGUCGGCUAUGCGGCGGAGACAGGCAUCUUCACCACGCAUUGUCCAGGCCUCUACCAAUUCAGCUUCGCCGGAUACGGUAGCACGGACCUGCGAUUGACAUUAAAACGUAAAUUGAACAAAUCUGACAGCUGGAGAACAAUUGUCAGCGCCGGUCCAGGCGGAGGAAGCAAUCUCGUCCUGUUGGACGUCGAAGCCGGUGAUCAGCUGGCCGUCUUCGUUGAAUCCGGGAAGAUCGCCGACGGGGCUACUUUUACGGGUCAUCGCGUUUACAAAAGAUAAAUUGGACCGUUAAAACUUUCAAUGACAUCAGGCUGAUCAUUAUUUUAUAGAAAAACGAAAUUAAAGUAUAACGAAAUUGAUCCUAAAAGAAAAUCCGUGAUAUCAAUGUAAAAAUAUUUGACUAAAUUUUAGAAUUUCAUGUUCAAUUUAAAAACUGAAUACAUUAUAUAUGUAACCAAUCUAGUAAAGAACACUGAAUUUUAUCAAUAGAUCAUCUUUCAUCGAGUCAGCAAGUUUUUAAAUAAAUCAAUCUUUUAAUAUAAAAAAAUAAUAUAAAAAAACCAAGUUUUGACCAAAUGUUAAAAAUUGAAAAAUUAAGAUAUACACGUAAUAAAUAAAAUUAGCGAUAAUGUCAUGUUCUUUUUGAACAAUUCUAAAAAUUUUCAUCAAUAUACAUAUUAUAAAAGCAUCUAAAAAGGAAAAAAAUUAAAACGCUUUUGCAAAAUCCAAGUUAUAAAUAUCAACGUUAUUUCAUUCAAAAGACUUUCUUGUAUGUCAAAAUAGAGUUUAUAAUUCUAAAACAUCUUGAUAAAUUUAAAAUUUAAUGUUUUGUGAUAAUUGUUUCUCUCCGCUCUUUGAGCAUUCUGUUAAAAUUUUAUUGAUUUAAUAAUUUUUAAUAAGAAGUAAAAACAAAUUUUUAACUAUUUCGUAAACCAUAUACUUUUUCAGUUCUUUCAUUUUGCUAGUGUUUUCUUCUUUAUAUUAACUUUCUCCUCGCCAUUUCGUUUUUCUCGAUUUAUUUUUCUCGCUAUUAUAGAUUAACGUGAUUACAAAUCAACUUUCUCCGUUCAAUUUACGUGCAUUGCAUUUAUCUUUCUAUCUUUUCUUUGAUUAUUUAUAUCUCUAAUACUUUCUAGUUCUUUAUUGUUCUCGAAUAUUUCUGCCGCUGUCUUUUAAAAUUGUUUUUCUUCUUAGUUCUUAUCUCUGCUGUCUAUUACAAAUUUUAUCUUUCUUUAUUUCAUAUUUUCAUCUAUCUCUCGUUCGUGCUUUCUUUUUUGAAUACUUGUCUUUAAAAAUAUUCUAUGAUUGAAAUUAUCAUAUUUUUACUCCUGUUUCUAUCAUUAUUCUGCCUUUUGAACUCAUUGUUGUUAUUUCUUUAUCUUCUUCUAGUCUAUAUUUUUUACAAAUCUUACAUGUUUUUUGUCAAAUCUUUUUUUCUUUUUUUCUUUUCAAUUUCGUUUUCUAUUUCCGAUUUAAUCUCUACAUGUCUAUCUGUUUCUUUUUUCGUUUUAUUUAUCUUUAUCUAUCUAUCUAUCCAUCUAUUUGUCUACCUAUCUAUCGAUCUUUUUUCUAUCUUUCUAUCUCUAUCAUUUUCACUCUGUUUUUAUUAUAAAUGUUGCAAGCGUUUACUAUUAUUGUAGUUACAUCGGAGAGAAAAAUUGUUGACAUAAUAAAAAAAAAAUAAAAAGAGAAAGAUUUAUAAACAACAAUGGAGAACGCGUGCGCGCAUCUAUGGCGAACAGUGCGAUUUAUUUUUGUACGAAUUAUUUUACCAAUGUAAGAAAAAUGUUAACAAUGAAUAAAAUUGUAUUCGCAUAA